AUGUCACCACUCCUCUCUGGGAGGUCUCUGCAUGUCUCCUUCUGUGUUCCAGACAUUGGUCCCUCCCCUCAUCCCUUCAGACCUAGGGAUGGUGACUGCUCCACCACUACCAAUCGAGUUAUUACACUGUCCCUUCGGCUUCUCGACAGCCCCCUACACCUUUGUCAAGAGGCCCUUUAUAAAUACACAUGCACAUGCUUAGUUGCUUCAGUCAUGUCCGACUGCGUGACCCUAUGGACUGUAGCCCACCAGGCUCCUCAGUCCACGGGAUUCUCCAGGCAAGAAUACUGGAGUGGGUUGACAUGCCCUCCUUCAGGGGAUCUUCCCGACCCAGGGAUCGAAUCCUUGUCUCACACGCUUCUGCAUUGGCAGGCAGGUUCUUUUUACCACUAG
This is a messenger RNA of Rangifer tarandus platyrhynchus (Svalbard reindeer), 393 nucleotides long. The record is from the annotation of a GenBank genome assembly. Lineage: Eukaryota; Metazoa; Chordata; Mammalia; Artiodactyla; Cervidae.